Molecule: messenger RNA, 1598 nt
Organism: Oryzias latipes (Japanese medaka)
Lineage: Eukaryota; Metazoa; Chordata; Actinopteri; Beloniformes; Adrianichthyidae
Gene: arl3b
Product: ADP ribosylation factor like GTPase 3b
Molecular function (GO): GTPase activity; GTP binding
Source: RefSeq, a predicted model, not a curated record
UCAGCCUUCCAGUAAACACGGAACCAGUGGGUUUAUAGAAACUAUCUCAAAGUAUUUGAAGCAAAGAAGAACAAGUUUAAAGAGGUUUACGUGCAUUGUGCGUCUGACGUCAGUCCCCUUAGUAACCCUCGGCAGCGUCUCCAGGAGAGAAGGCGACAAGAUGGGAUUACUGUCCAUCCUUCGUAAGCUAAAAAGCACGCCAGACCAGGAGGUUAGGAUACUGCUGCUGGGCCUCGACAACGGGGGGAAGACGACGCUGCUCAAACAGCUGGCAUCUGAGGACAUCAGUCACAUCACCCCCACACAGGGAUUCAACAUCAAGAGCGUUCAGUCUCAGGGGUUUAAAUUAAACGUUUGGGACAUUGGAGGCCAAAGGAAGAUCAGGCCGUAUUGGAGAAACUACUUUGAAAAUACUGAUGUGCUGAUUUAUGUCAUUGACAGUGCAGACAGAAAGAGGUUUGAGGAAACGGGGCAGGAGCUGGCUGAGCUGUUGGAUGAGGAGAAGCUGAGUGGAGUUCCUGUGCUGAUCUUCGCAAACAAGCAGGACCUUCUGACAGCAGCUCCAGCCUCUGAGAUCGCAGAGGGGCUCAAUCUGCACACCAUUCGAGACCGCAUGUGGCAGAUCCAGUCAUGCUCCGCCCUCACUGGUGAGGGGAUUCAGGAAGGCAUGAAUUGGGUUUGCAAGAGCGUCAACUCCAAAAAGAAAUAGCUUUGCCUCUAGUCUUUGAGUGCUCAGGAGGAGCACGAGCAGCAGCAUACACACACUGACACACAUCAUACCUCCUGAGCCUUAGCACCUAUGAAUGUACAUCCAUGUGGACUUUUUUAACCCCGUCUCUGAUGUUUCUCAUCUCUAACAUCAUCCUGCGUUGUCCUGUUUGCCUUCAAAGGAAACCCAUACCAGGAAACCGACCCCCUACUCUCCUCCACAUACAUCCCCAUCUCUGACACAGCUGUUACAGCCCCCCCCCCCCAUUAAAAACCUCCUGUACUUCAUGGGUUUUCCACCUGGUCUUUAAAGGUCUUCAACACUAUUUCAACCAAACCCCCACAUCCUCCUUCUUUCCGUUUCAUUCCCAUUAGUUGAUGUAUUUUUUUUUUGUCUAAUCAUUCCACAGCAGCUUUAAGCGCUUUUUUUUUUUGUUUUGGUUUAAAGUGAGCUAUAUUUUUGUAACCGCUUUAUUUAUGGUGAAGUAGAGUCCAACCGCUGCUCGUGUGCUGUGCGUGUGAGAAUCAGUCUAAAUCUCCCCGCUGCGUUACAAAACUAAGUGUUAAUAUGUAUAAAAAUAACAAAAAAACCUUUUGUUUUUUUAUUAACUGUAAAUAGCUGGGCCCAGUGUUCAUACGUUCCAUCAUUAAAUGUAGUGUAUUUGACCCCCCCCCUGCUGUUCUUUAUGGUGAAUAUUGUUUGCAUAUCUAAUGUGUUUUGGCAGAUUAACAGAGGUACACGUACUGUAUGGUUUAGUGCAUUUCUAUGUGCUCCUGGGGUUAGUGCAGGACUUUACUGUUUCAGCAUUUCCUUUUGAUACUUCUGAAUGUAAUCUGUCCAGAAUUGCAGAAGAUGUAUGUGAAUAAAUCAAAUCGAGGUGUGCACAGAG